AAAGUCACAUAAUCACAACCCUCUUUGUUUUGUUUAUAUGGUUGUGGACUUUUUUUUUUAGAACAAGGGAUUUUGUAAAUUUUCAUACAGGUAGAGUAAAAAUUUAGAGACCGUUAGUUUAAAAUUCUGUGUUGAAGUGUAAAGGGUCUGCUCUACGUUGCCCUAUACCUGAAGACUUGACACGGUAAACAGGCAUAUGUAUAUUUGGUAUAGUAUAUGAAACAUGAGGAGUAUUUAGGAAGAUGAACCGUCUGUGGACUGCCGUUUUUCUUUUAACUGGGGUGGAACUUAGCCUGGCGUGGGAAAUCAAAGUUUUGGAACACAACAAUCAAACCACUACUCCUAACUUUACCUUCACAGAAAAAAGUUAUUCGAACAAAGAUGAUGCCACAAUCGGUACGGCUGUUGGAGUAACAAUAGCCGCAAUCGCUGCCAUUGGCAUCAUCGUCAUUAUCAUCAGGAGAUGGAAGCAAGUGUCUCCGUUGACAUUUAUUCGUAACUGUAAUAAAUCGACCUCUACGGAGGAAGAGGGUGAACCAAUGAAGGAUAUGAAAACAAACUAGGAUGAUCCUUUAGAGGGCUGGACUAUCCUAAUCUCUUUAAGAUUAUUUCUGUUAAAAGGUUUAGAUAUAACAUUCAAAUUAAAAGUUAAAAUAG
Molecule: messenger RNA, 657 nt
Organism: Magallana angulata
Lineage: Eukaryota; Metazoa; Mollusca; Bivalvia; Ostreida; Ostreidae
Exons: 3
Coding region: 243-563 (106 amino acids)
Source: RefSeq, a predicted model, not a curated record